GGUCUGUGUUGAAUUUCUUGACGUCAAAAGCAAAGAUGGCGUUGAUGGGUGCGCACGGUUGUUAAAUUCCGUCGGAUUUAUUUUUCAAUGAAUCUGGGCUAAUAAUUAAAUAAAAAAUAGAAAAGUGCAUUGUAAACGUUUGCCCAUAACCGCGAUUAAGAAAUAUGACUUUAUUACAAAUUAUAAUGCGUGUAUUUUAAUUAUAAUACAAGUUACAUCAAAACUCUAUUCAAUUCGUAGUGGGAGAAAAAUUCCGAUUCAGUUUUGCUGUGUAUACGUGAAUGGGGAAAAAAUUUGCAACACCCUAAGAAGAUUGAAUAUAAUAAUGGAUUGAAAAAAAAAAUCUUAUUAAAAUAAAAGUGCCAACUGUUUAACUGAUAUCUAUAAGUGCUGUGUUUUGAUUUGAACGCUUUAGACUAUGCAAUUCAUGCAGCUAUGAGGAUUAACUAGAGUCGUACCUCAACGUCAAAGACCCCGCGAAUCAAAAUAAUGUAAAUACUAAAGUAAAAAAUGGAAGGAUAAUUAAAAUAUAACUGUAGUAAAAGUCGCACUUUUCAAAAAUGAAAGAUCGAUUUACAACGAAAAAAUAAAUCAGUUGUUUCCAGUACGUCGGUUUUAAUUUUGUUCUAAAAAAAUUUAAAACAAAAUUUUCUACGAAGCAAAGUUUCAGCGCUAAACUUCCAAAAUCGACAAAAAUUCACAAGCCCAUGUCAUAUUAAACAACCUGAAGCGCAGCCGCUCGUCAACCCCAAUCGAAUCCGAAAGACGCCCAUAUUCAUUCCAAAUUAAAUACAUAGACAAAAGCAAAUCGAGUAAUUUGACAAUGAAGCAACGCAAAACGAAAAUACAAAGAACCUGAUGUGAACUAACGGUGCAAUACGUAGGCUAAUGAUUAUCAAUUAACAUUUUAAAUUUAAUAGUAUCGAUAGGAAACCUUAAAUUUUAUUUUUGUCUAUAUAUAAUAGUUGUGUGAAUAAAAUAAGUUAUUGAACGCAAAUAUAAUAAUUGAAUAGGAAGCGAACUCGAUUAGAAUAAUUCUAAACUAAUUAGCUCGAUAAAAGUCAUAAGCAGCAAAAGAAAUCAAAAGAAAAGUGUGAAAAAAGUUGAAAAGUCUCUUAAAUGAUAUAGUUUUGCUAUACAAUUAGUAAUUGUAUUAAAAGUGAUUGAACCGACGAGUAUUGCAAAUUUAUAAAAAUUCUGGUCUACAAAAUGUCAUUGGCCGAUAUGGGUACAGCGACUCGAGAUGGCGGCAUAAGCGGCGGUGGUGUUGGUGUUAGCGUUGUGGAUGGUAUGGGUGUGCCGGGUGGACGCAUGACUCACUCGUUGAGCACACCAUCUGGAGUCGAUGGAACACCAUCCACACCAAGACAUCGCGGUGGCAAGAAGUUAACCGUUCGCAUUCAAAUGCUAGAUGAUUCAGUGACCAUGUUCCAAGUACAGGCAAAAGCACUUGGACGCGUUCUAUUCGAUCAGGUGUGCCGUCAACUAAAUCUACUUGAGGCCGAUUAUUUUGGUUUGGAGUAUCAGGAGAUAUCUACACACACCAAAUAUUGGCUAGAUCUCGAGAAACCCCUAAAUCGACAAGUUGGUCUGUCGCUUAUCGAUCCUGUGCUUCGUUUCUGCGUUAAAUUCUACACUCCUGAUCCAGCACAACUUGAGGAAGAAUACACGAGGUAUCUCUUUUGUUUGCAAAUUAAACGGGACUUGGCCAACGGCAAUUUGCAGUGCAACGACAAUACCGCAGCUCUAAUGGCCAGUUACAUAGUGCAAGCAUCAUGUGGCGAUUAUGUGCCUGAGGAUUAUCCUGAUCACACCUAUUUGUCAUCGUAUCGUUUCGUACCUCAUCAGGAUGCUACCAUGCAGCGAAAAAUCAUGGAGAAUCACAAGAAGCAUGUGGGUCAGUCUCCUGCUGAGGCCGAUUUAAAUCUGCUGGAAACGGCAAGGCGGUGUGAACUUUAUGGAAUGAAAAUGCAUCCAGCGAAAGAUGUGGAGGGUGUUCCCUUGAAUUUAGCAGUAGCUCACAUGGGAAUUGCUGUCUUCCAAAAUAUCACGCGCAUUAAUACCUUCUCCUGGGCUAAAAUACGUAAGAUAUCAUUUAAGCGUAAACGGUUCCUGGUGAAGCUCCAUCCCGAAGGAUAUGGGUAUUACAAAGACACCGUGGAAUUUUUCUUUGAGGGUCGUAAUGAGUGUAAAAACUUUUGGAAGAAAUGUGUAGAGAAUCACGGGUUCUUCCGUUGUGCUGCAGUGCAGAAUCAGCCUAGACGAAAAGCUCGGGUGUUAUCGCGUGGCAGCUCCUUCCGCUAUAGCGGCAAAACACAGAAGCAAAUUAUCGAAUUUGUUCGUGAGAAUUAUGUAAAACGACAAAACUUCCAAAGGUCACAGUCAUUCCGGCAAGGGCCUUUGAAUGCUAGUAGCCGAAGUCAGUCGCAUACGUAUGUGAACUCCAGCAUUUCAGCCAAUCCCCUUCUCCCAAUUGACACUGCGGACUGGGAUUAUCGCAAUCAAUGCACCGCCUCGACGACGCUUUCUCUGACGAAGAAGGCAGCGGAUACCUUGGAUCGCCGACAAGACAAUCCUACAGACCACACGCGUUCUCAAGUCACAGCAGCCCAGGUGGAGAUCUAUCAGACGAAGAAUUAUGCUCCGGAAUCGCCAACAUUGCCGGAGGAACAGCAACACCACUCGGCAGCGGCUAUGGACCAAAUGAAUUCGAACCGCUCUGUCUCUCCUCAGGGUCCGGAAUCGUGGAAUUCGCUCAACCACAGCAGUCAGCAACACAACAAUAUACGCGCCCAAGAUCAGGCUCGUGCGCAUCAAGGAGAUCACAAUUUAGGUCUGAGCCACUUGUCCCACUUAUACAGCAGCAGCACCCCUCGUCGAGUCUCAGUGGCAUCUCAAGCGUAUGUCCCUGUGUCGCCGCAGCUCAUGCACACCAACACCAGCAACAGCAACACCAUCAACACUAUCACAACCAACACAGUGGGUCUAUCGGUGGAUCUCAGCAGCUCUAUGGAGUUGGAACAGGAGGAGGAUUUGGAGGAGGAGGAAGAAUUAGUCGAGGAGGAAGCGGAUUCGGACUUGACAGCAUCUACAACCAAUCGGGAGAGUAUGGUAUCAGCGGCACCGGGCCCUGUCCUUCAUCAGCAGCUUCGGUCACAGGAGUCCCAAUCGCAAACUGUCACCCCAGUCCAUUAUAGCAGUACCAAUUAUUCGAUGUCUAAACAGUGUUUGCUUAAUAAUAAUAACUCAACUGAAACCGAAACAGAUAACAUUAUAUACACCGACAUAAACGACAUUGGACAUUAUAAAUAUCCAGACUUUACAAGUAUUAUUCCCAAACCCGAAAAUAAAAUAUCCAAUUCCGAAAAUUUAAAUCUGAAUGAUCGUAACGACAUUUAUGCAACCGUUAAUCGCAAAACUAAAUCCAAAUCACGUGAGAAACACUUUAGUGAUGAGUUUAUUGAUGAAUCUAUAUUACAGUACACACGAGUUAAACAAAUCGGUAUGACUGAUGCGCAAGAGCAAAACGGUCAUUUCGAAUCUGAACGCGGGUUUUUGGGUCUUAAUUAUCAAUAUCAUAAUGACUUGAAUCAUCCGUCUGACUCGUCUUCGUCAUAUUUCGGAACUGGGUUCGGUAGUAAACGCUAUGCGACCGCAGAGCGUGGUAAACUAACUCAUUCCGAAAACUAUCUCACACCGUCAAUGGACCCACAGAGUUUUGUGUCGGGCAUAGGAAGCUCAACGACACGACGCCAUACGCAUUCACUGCCUCGCAACUCCGAACUUUCCGGUGUAGACUCAGUGGAUUCCUAUGACAGUCACUACAUUACUCAUCAUGCUCAUUCGAUUGGCAACUUGCGUCCCAAUACGAAUAUUACAAACAGUUAUUUAGUAUUCAACGAUAGUAAGCCGGUCAGUUCGGCUGAGGAACGCAGCAUCGCUGGUUCCCCCUUGAAUCGUUUUAAGACUUCGUCGGAAAAACUUGAAUUUGAAAUAUCUUCCGGCAACUUGUACUCUACAAGUCAGUAUAAUAAGGAGGCAUAUGAUGGGGAGAACAUUUACGACCAAGUUGAGAAGGAGUCCUGGUUGAAGAGUAGUUCAUGCAAAGAUCUAUAUGAUUUCUCUUCGUUUUAUGAAAGCGAAAAGUCCAAGCCAAUGACUGCUUUCGACAAGGAGUUCCUCUCGUUUAAUCGUAUUGACUCUCCCGUUACCCGUUACGAUGAUUCGAGACAUUCAUUGUAUAUUACCAAAAACCAUUCAAUUGAUGCGACUCAAGACUUUUCCCCAUUGCCCAACUCAAAAGUUUAUUCCUCAAGCUACCCAGGCAGUACAUAUAAUACUCAAAAUCACCAGAACAAGCGUGUUUACGGACACCAAAUUGACUAUGGCGGUUCCCAAGACGAUAUUUCACAGGAUAGUUAUGAACUACUUGAAAAAUAUGACAUUGACUUUUUUAGUGGUCGUCGCCGAUCAGAUGACCAUAUGCGCUCGUGUUCGCUCGAUUCAGGUAACUACAUACCGAGUGAUGAUGAGUCAGUUUCGGAACAGCAUAAAUAUCGUUCAGCUAUGGAUGUCAAAUGUAAGUCGGCCGUUGAUAUUAUGAAUGAAAUUUGGGACUCGGAAGAUCCACGGUACUUGCCACGUGAGAAGUUAUGUGUGAAGUCGGAUGGGAGCUUUUAUAAAAAGGUCAAAGAAGCCCUUUCUCGCACUUCUAGUCAAGAGAGUCGGAGUGAAGUUUUUGAGACGAAAGUGUCACGUAGUUCAGACUCUAGCAAAAAAUCGCGUGACAGUUUGUACCACACCGACAGCAAAAAGUCACGUGAGACAACCAAGAGCAAGACGUCAGUGGCAUCUAGUCAAGACUCGAAAGAAUCAUUAAUAGGUGACUGUUUCGGCCGCAACUAUGAAAUGCCAACCACCACGGGAAAGAAGCUAAAGCAUUUAAAUAAAAAGGAUCAAUAUGAAAAAUACCAGCAAUCCAGUCAAGAGUCAAAGAGUGAUUACUACGAUGCCGUGGAAGGUGUUGAAACUGAUAGCCUUUGCGGACGGCCAAAAGUAAAAAGCCACGAUUGUUUAUUGUCUGACACACACAGCUCGACAGCAAACAGCUCGUUCUACGACAGUCGUGACACAUAUUCAACGUUUCCGAGCAACAAGUCACACAAAACAUCUAAAGUACAUUCGAUCAGUCUCCAAAAUGUGGAAAUUGAGAGGAAUACUAAAUCAUUUGGAAGCAAAUCACCAGAUGCAGCAUCGACACCGGCAUCAGGUAAGAAAUGCAAAGAAAAAGAAAUCCAGACCAACGACUCUAUUGAUCAGACUGCACCAAUUAAAAAAGUUGACUCGCAGUCCUCAAAAAUUUCUGCGUUCCGACGACGUUCAGACAGUGAAAAUAUUUUCAGCUUCGACCAGGAUCGCAUUGAAUGCAUUCAGAAUUAUACCAAACAGUGGGAAGUACAAGGCAAAGAAGAAAAGACUAAACAAAGCCCAGAGUACCCCUUAACACCAGAACUAGUUUCAGAAUUCGAAAAACAACAAGCGCGUGCUGCUAAGCAAAAAGUAACUCGUAAAGAGGAGUUGAUGGCUAAAACCCACUUUGAAGAGUACAAUCCGAUUAUGGCUCCUCUUAAUUAUUCACAUGCUACAGUGGAGCGCACUAAAAGUGAUCCCAAUUCAUUAGCUAAUCGCGCGCGUCUUGGUAGCAACUCUCGUCGUCAUGUGUUGAUGCAUCAGAAGUCCAUAGACUUAACUCCGGCCGAUUCUAGUGAUGAAGAUUAUAUCUACAAACAAAUACCGAGUGCUCCACCACUUUGCAAGGCACAUGGUAAUUUUGAGAUUCCAAAGUGUUUCGACGUGCCCCCAGUUUUGACUGAUAUUCCAAAAACAGGUUUUGAAUUGCCAAAGAGUUUUUUCAGAGAGUAUGACAGACGUUUUCCAAAAGUAUUGAAAGACGAUAUACCAUACGUUUUACAUAAGCGUCAUAUAAUGAAUGGCACAGCUCCUUCACUGGGUGAAAAGAAACACACAAAACCAAAAUCGCCGAAAUCACCUAAGUCUCCAAAAUCGCCAAAAUCUCCGAAAUCACCAAAAGCCGAAGCUACAAAAUCCGUGACCUCAGUUAGUCAAGUCGCUGAUUUUCUACCGGACAUACUGGGCAGUUUGUUGCCAGCAGAAACCAAAGAAUUUCUAUUUACUCAAAACAUUGAUCUCUCUAAAGUUGAUCCCAUAACUUUGGAAGUUAAUAAGUCUAUACCGACUAUCGAAUUAUCUUCACCAAAGCGAGAUAUUACUAAACAAAUGGAUCCAUCUUUGUUGGAGAAACUAAAUAAAAAACUCAGCCAAAUCGAAAGUGAUUCCGCAACUUCAUCUCGAACCGAAAGUAUACAACAACAAAAAAAUAAACUUGAGCAAAAGCAAAUAGAACUUAUACAGAAUCUCCGAAAAGAACUACAAGCCAAUACUAGAAAAGUAGUAAAGCCGCGUAUAAUACCAAAAACAAAAAUUUCUAACAAGCCCAAGAAAGCCAAAACUCGCAUAACAUCGUUCUCCUCCGACGAUGAAAGUUUGGACUCAGACGAUGUGUUUGGUUCGGCUGAAGCCAUACCCGCUAGACUUGAGUUUUCACCUCCUCAGUCACGUAAAGAAAUAGAACCAAUAUUGCGCAUUGAACAAAGCCGUUUGAUAUCGGCUGCAUGGGGUCGUGGACAGACUAUGAGCUCAACUGAAAUUGAGGGGUCACCGCCACAAUGCCGUCGGCUUGCUGAACUGGAAAGUCGUUAUCAUACACAAAAACUUGAUCCGCAAUAUGCCAAUACCACAGAAUUAAGACGAAUUUCUGAGAGAUCGAUUUCCAUUCCGUCCUCAGAAGACGAGCCACUGCACAUUCCAACCAGACGUAUGGAUGAGUGCACUAACGAUUAUCAACGCAACGAAAAUAUUCCGUCGCCAAUAUUAGAACACGCCGAGUUUUUCCGCAGUAAUGAUGAUAUUUACGAAACUUGUCAAGAGGAAAAAAUAACGGAAUCAGAUAUUGAUUAUACUCUUAAGAAGAAAUCAUCACCACGCACUGAAAUGCCAAAAUCAAAAACCAAAUUUAUUGAAGAAAUCAUAGAUUCUUCAAUAGUGAUGCGAUCUAAAGGUCAUGCACCGAUUCUCUUCGCACAUGCCCGUCUCAAUUUGUCCGAAGGCUCGGUAUCACUUCAGCGACAAAAAGCUACGCAAGAGUCACCAACAACCGAGAGACGGACUAAGAGCCUAGAUACCCCAGUCAUAUCACUACACCGACUUCCACCUAUGAACGCAUUUUCAUCCAAAGAUGAUACAGUUGGAUUUGAGGAAGAAGCUGAAAUAUUAGAAGAAAAAUCACUGGAACGAGGAAGUGGUGUUCAACAAGAUGAUGAUACUGCUGACAGCAUACACUCUUGCGCUGGUUCUAUACCGACACAAGCGAGUUAUCAUACUGCAGGAAAAGAUUCUUUACUGAAUACAGUAUCCAUUGAUGAGGAAGAGAUACAGUUGUUAAAUCAGCUCAAGUUUAUUGAGAAAAUUGCAUUGCAAGGUGUCAAAAUAAAAGCAAAGAAAAAAUCGAAGAUGAGACUCAGGAGUGGGGAUCAUUUAAUAUUGGAUAUACCUAAGUAUCGUUUCACUGAUUGGUCGCCCUAUAGCUCAGCCAAUAGUUCUCGAAAAACAUCUCCGGGAGUUUCGCGAGCUAGUAGUAUUGAAAGUACUGGCAAAGGCAAAUUUAAAAUUGGACCAAAGUCUCCAGAGAGUACUAAAUUAAAGGCAGGAACAUCGCGAAGUCGUCCAGAAUCUCGACGUACCAGCAUAGAUGAUAGUAAGGCAAAAGAUGUAAAAGGAAAAAAAUCGAGUCCAAAAGAACGUCCUCGUUCUAUUGAAGCUCGUCGCCUGAGCAAGGAUAAAAGCAAGUCUCAAGAGGAAACAGAAGCAGAUAUUGCUAAACGAAAAGAACGACAACAAAAAUUAUAUGAGUCUGCUAUGAAACAGACCAUAACUAUGCUUAGCCCUGUUAAAGAUUCACUGCCACCAUUCCCAGCACCUGAAGAUAAAAUCUCAGUGAAGACUGAUGGAGAUAAAAUUAUAAUUGAAACAGAGUUUAAGAGCAAGGCUGAAGAUCAUGUUUUAAUAGCGAAAUCUCCACGAAAGUUGGACACCUCGUUAGUGAAAUUUAGUCGCAGCUUCGAUGAAGGGCGCAGCCCAGACAAAUUAGACAAAGCCAAUCGCAGCUUUGAAGAUCGUAAUAAAUCCUUCGAAGAAUCGGAAAAAUCAGACGUACCAGAUGACAUGGUAAUUAAGUCACCUAAGAAAAUAGCCAAAAGCCAAGAGAUUAAACAAAAAAUUGAAGGAAGUGUUGUGCAUAAAAAAAUUGAUGGUAAGUCUAGUAGUUUGGAGAAACCUUCUGAACAUCAUUAUUUGGGAACUGAUAUCAAGGCAAAAAGUCUUGAUGAUAAAAAACCGGCACCAACUGCAGAACCAAAGAAAUUCGACGAAAAAACAACCACACGAAGUGCCAUUGGUGAUCGACGCAUGUUCGCACAUCAGUACAAUGUUCAUGAGGAUAUAGAUAUGCAAGCGGUUAUUUCGGAAAGACGGUCAUUAGAAAUACUAAAGAGAUCUUUGCCAUCGGAAGAUACAAAAGAAAGUGAUGGUACCUACAGCCGUAAACCAUCCACGGCGGAGAGUUUGGAUUCAUUUGUGUCAGCGGAUGAUAGUCAUUCACCAGCGAGCAAAUCUCCAGUUCCACCAGAAGUUUAUCCGCACCGUGUACCAACCAUUGAAUGCGAAGAACCGUCUAUUGAAGAAGAUGAUAAUUCGGGAGAAUGUCGUCAUUUAAAAGUGUCUCGUCAAGACACAAAUCGAUUAAGUUUGGAUCGUAGUCGUAGCGAUGAGACAGGCUCUUGGAUAACUGUUGAGUGUGAUGAAUUUGUUGGUUCAGAUACAUCUGAUAAUGAACCUCGUACAUUGGAGCCAGAUCGUAACAUAUUAGAGACACAAGCAACCUUGGAGGAUGCUAUUCCGUUGGAAUAUUCCAAUUGUGCUACACCCACAUCUGAUUUAAAUAUUUUAGUAACUCCACCAAAUACGAGUCCAAUGAUUGAGAAAUCUGUUUUAGAAACAUUUGAAAAACAAGCUGAAAAAUCCGAAACUAAGAAGAAACAUAGCUUGGAAAAACAAAGCGACAAAUCUAAAAGUUCCGACUCUUGGACAAGUGGAGAAAAGGAUGUUAGUCCGCAUCGCAGUGAACAUCAUCAUGAUUGGAGUUUAUCUGUAAGUGGUGGAAAGGAGAAAAGUUCUAUGGACGAAGAGUCUAGUGUAAGCUGCUCAAUCGCAAGACCUUUGGGAAUUUCCCAAGAUUUCGGAGACAUUGAAGAAAAGAAAUGUCUAGAACUUAAACAAAGAAUGUUAAAAUUAGAAGUUGGUAAUGAAGGAGAUGCAGGAGAAACAGCUAUUUUGGCUAAAAGUAGUCCUACCGGUUCCAAUGAAACUACACCAACCAACGAGCCAAAAAUAAUAGUAAAGAAACCAACAACCCCAACUUUAGAGAAACAAAGUCCAAUAGAUUUGGGCAUAAGCACUGAAAGCUUUUUGGAUCCAAUUGAUGAAAAACUAACAAAGCUUCUUCAACGAAAUGAGGAUAGUGAAUCUAGUUCUGGUACCUCGAAAAAACCACCAAAAAUUGAAAAACCUGCACGUACUAACAUCGGUAAAAAACUGGCGGUAGUCAAAACGGAUGGUGGUGAUAAGACUGGAAAAUCUGGAAGUAGUUCACAGGAAUCAAAGUCAAGUUUUGACUCAAAAGGAUCGUUAAGUGUGGAAUCACGUGGAUCCUUUGAGACUGAAAGCAGCUCUGGUUCAAUGGGCGCGGCACAUCGCAGAGGAGAAUUAGUACAGAAAGAACAACAAACAACAUGGAAGCCCUUUCCCAUAGAAAGCUCUGGCAGCUCUAGUACAGAUGACCCUUGGCACCACAUUGAAACUGAUGGUUACGAGCGAUACGAUGCUAACAAUCCCUUACGCGAUUCUUCUGACAGCGAUUUAAAAGAGGUGUCACCAGAUGACCAAAAGGAAAGUGACACAAGUUUUCAAGAUGAAUUAAAUGAUUUCCCAACUACAUUUGGGUAUCCUUCGAUGACAAGCUCAUUAGGUGGAAUCGGAGUAAACCCAACGGAUAUAAUUGGUUAUACUACCGGUUUUACUUUGGGAAGAACUUUAUCUCGGAUAUCUGAGCGUAGUACAGCUUCAGAAAAAUCUAGUAUGGAAGACGAUGUUAGUAAGGCAUCUACUCAUUCUGUAAGUAUGCGAGACGAAUCUGUUGGUUCCACAGAUCACCAACCAAGUUUAAGUUCAGAUUCUCGAAGCAAUACCAAUUUGGCUUAUAUAUCAGAUGCCGAUCGACGUACAUCGGCCGAGAUGCCAGAAAUUCCCUGUGACUCUGCAACUGGGGAUCGACUUUCUAGCAUAGGUAGCUUUAACGAACCGAAAUCUCCAAUUGUUGUAACUGGACGCUUUUCUGUCACUCAAGUUGAAGAGCAACAAGGCGAUGAUGUAGACAGACACACACUUAUGUGUCUUUCAAAUGCAGGAAGCCAAGAUUCAGAAGAUUGGCCACUUCCUGAAAUACCCUUCGAUCAUGUACCAGUAAAACCGGUGGAGUCUAUCUAUCAAAUGCCCGAUCUGGAUAAACCUGUGCCGAAGACAUUUUGUUGGAAAGCUAGUAAGUCAUUCCAAUCGCAAGAUUCGCAGGAUUGGCCUUCUCCGCCGCCAAGUGCUAUGGAACCUCCAUUGAUAAUUGAAGAUAUUGAAACAUAUUAUGCCACGGAGGCACAAAGUGCUGAUCAGGUAAUGGUUGAGUCUUUCACAGCAACCGAUAAGACAGAUGAUGACGUGCAAUCACAAGCCGACGAUAGGCUCUCCAAUGAAGACUUCCCAAUAACUCCCCCUGACGUGGCGAAAGUUUUAUCUUACGAGGAUACGGCAUAUUUAAUGUCGGCAGCAUUUGAAGAUAAAGAUUUCGGUAAUGAGGAUACUCAACACGACACUCCAACAUGCUUAAGUUCAACGUUGAGUGCGGCAUCUUGCCUCUCGUCUUCAUUUAAUGUAACUUGUUCAUCCUCGCAAAAAUCAACUCAAAUCUCUCCUAUUCGGAAAGAUUCUAGCCCCGACUCGGUAAUCAUAUCCCAACCAACACGCUCGCCAACCAUCCGAAGUCCAAUUUCCGAGGAUGAGGUUUUAUCAAGUGAUGACGUAUUUAUGCCAGGCACUGUAAAAAUUCAAUUACCAACAGAUGAAAAUCGUACAACCGAAUAUUUGCGAAAGUUGUCUCGAGGUUCAAAUAACUCUGAUACCUCUAUUGAUGAUAUUUUAUCAACAUCUGGGACAUUUAUGGAGGACCAGACUACAGUACGGCGUAAUUAUGAAUCACGUCUUAGUACGGGUUCUUAUAAAAAGUGCAGUCAUUCUAGUCAUUCCGAAGAGGAGACAAGUUCUAUUGGAACUGAUUUAGACGGCACGGUGCGCAUGGGUUUACAACAGAAGAAAUGUACACAUAGCUCCCAUUCGGAGGACACAUCGAUUGGAUUGAGCAUUUCUGAAUGGUCAACGGGCACAAACACAGUCCGCCAAUACGCGAAUCUCUCCGGAUCAGAUAGUCUUUCGGCAGUAUCAACCCAAUCAUGUGCGAAAAGUGAGAAGUCGAAUCAUACAAAAUCUAGCAUGAGCUCAAUAAACAAAUCGGCCGAGAGCUUAAAUGAACAAAGUGGAAGUUUUUCAAAAGGACUUUCUGGUGACAAUGGUUCAUCUGAUGGUAUGCGCUAUGAUAUAUUAUCAAACUCUGAAACAGAAAAAAUGUCUGAAGCUACUUCGGCGACAAAAAGUGACGACACUACAUUGACGCUAACAGAAAUGGCUCAAACAAUGACUGAGUGGUCUACAUCAAGCAGCCGCACUUUGGUGGCAUCUCAACCUGGAGAAAACCCUCAGGAUUCAAGAAACGGUAGAAGAAGCAGCUUUAUAGACUAUGUACCAUUGAAACAACCGCGAGGAAUUUCGAAAAAGUCUCCCAGUGAAGAGUUGCGUACUGUUAUUCCGCAAGUACAUCGCAGGAGUGCGAGUAAUGGCAAUAAUAAUCGCACUACUUUAGAUGAAACGGGACAGAAAGGAGCCACUCCAAAAUUAGGUGACCACGGACGGCAGAAUUCAUUAUCCCGUUUAAUCAAAUUGGAUGAGAGAGAAGUUGCUACAGAGCAUACAAGUGCUGCACGAAAACGACGGUCACUGGAAAUGAUGUCGAAGCUGUACCAAAGUCAAGAUAUUUCUUCGGAAAGUGAAGCUCCGUUUGUAGAGCGGUUAUAUUCUCCUAGUGAAAAGCUAACAGAACGUUAUCAAAGUCAGGAAUUCGUUCCGUUACAUGGAGCCACGACGCAGGCUCAACAAGCAAAUGCUUCAACAACUCAAAAGUCUAAAGCUCCUCCGCCACCGAUAAAACCAAGAGCACCGCAGCCACCGACAAAGCCCAAGCCUCAAGUAACACGGCCAUUGAUGCAAGCCUUGUUAAAGCAUAUGAAAGCAGUUAGUAAAGCUGAGGAAACUUCCGUAUCAGCUUCCACAUCUGGAGCAUCGACAUCGUCGCAAGUAAGCGCUUCCAUGAAAGCUCCUCCGCCACCUAUACCAAAUAUACCACCCAUUACGUCACCAAACGAUUUACCACGAACUAAUUCGGUAGGUCAACUUCCUGAUAAGCCACUCGCGAAGCAUCAUAGCUAUGACGAUAAAACCAUGUCUAAAUCACAAAUACGAGAAUAUAAAACCAACAAACUUCGACAAUCAAACUCUUUUCAUGAGCACAUGUUGUCGAAGUCACAGCAAUCUUCGCAAGAGUCAAUGCCACCGCGUAUCGACGAAGAGUUGUCGCUUGGCGGUGAAGGAAACUGUGUAUCGUCAGCCACCACAACAGUCACCAAUUACAGUGAAACUACCACAAGUACCGAAACGUCGUCACCUAUGUUACCACCACGAGCAGAAAAGCUCGUUAAAUGCUCACCAUAUUAUUCAAGUAGCUUGAGCUCGGAAUCGCCACCAAAUCAAUUGGUACAAAAACCACCACGAAAAAGUUCAAUUACACGGAAUACCAUGAUUAAGAGUCCACCAAGCGGCAAUGACACUGAUAGCUCUAUGGACAUACGCACACAGGAUCCAAAACUGCGUAACAAAGGAUACCGUCGAAAACGACAAGUGCCGACCAAAAGAAUGCGAUCGACGGAGCGUGCUUUAAUAGAACAAGAGAGCUCCGAAUGCUCAGAAGGUUAUUUACCAGAAAUUGACUCUGGUAGUUCCGAUCCCUCAUACCGACCAGAAGAUCAGUAUUUGGAAUUCGACGAAGAAUUAGAACACGAGCAAGAGACCGACGAGUACGAUGAUUAUCCUCAAUAUUCUGGCGCUGCGUACCCCACGUCCAGCAAGUUUGAAAGUUUGGACAUGACGGACAAUGUAGAUGAAAUGGGCUUUCCACGCUACGACCGUUUAAGUCACAUAACUAAUCCAAUGUAUCACACACAAUUAAUGCAACCACUGACAUGCCAGAACGUGGCAACGAAACCCGCUCCAGCCAAUCACCCAAUGCCACCGUCAAAUGGCCAACCGGUUAAACCAGCUCGUACCAAAAAACGCCAGCUAAAGCGUGAGGAAUCAGUUGCAAGUGAAGCUACCGUAGAAAAGCCUGAAAUAACGCUUACGACAGAGCAAGCCCACAUGCGACCAUUUCUCACUCCCGAGGACAGUGAAGUUGAGAGCAAAGAUGGACUCUCAGAUGACUUUGCAAAUUCCAGCGAGGAAAGCAGUGGAUUUGCACAGGCAAAUGAUAUGAUAAGACACACCACUGAUGGCACAUAUACACAAUACGGCGGCGAUAUCGAGUUACCGUACCCGGACUUUCUCUCAGACUAUGAAAAUGAACCAAUUGAAUAUGAACGCUAUGCAUGCGGAUUGGAUAUACGCGUUGAUCCACCGCCCAAGUUUGACGAUUCGGAUAAUUUAAGCGACCACUAAUGAAAUAUGUCCACAUAAUGGAGUUUUGAAUUUGAGUUUAGCCCUAAACUGAUGAUAUACUUGUAUGAAACAACAUGGCACUCGUGUAAACGUACUCUUAUGCAAUUGAAAUAAAUAUGUAGAAGGCAUUGUAAUCAAAACUUAUUGGUAGUAACAAAUGUAAAGUGCAACGCAUACUAACAUACGCGUUGGCGCGUUUGAAAAUUAGCAUAGUUGUUACACAAACAAAAGUCGAUCCUGAACUUGUUUAUAAAAUAUUGACUAAUACUCUCCGAAUCAUCUUAUAUUCAAUUGAGACUGAUUUAUGGUGUGAACUGCUGCAGCCAAUUUGCUUUCGACAAAUCCCCAUAAAGUUUAUAAAUAUUAAAACAAAAUAAUUUUAAAUAACUAACUAGUGAAAAUAUGAAAUUUUAAUCAAAGUCCUUAUUUGCCUGAUUUUAAAAUGGCCAAACUUUUUUAACAACAACCACAUAAUCGUACAUUAUGUAGAAGUUUUGGGAAAACGCUAGUAGCCUGUAAGAUGGAAAGUAAAAAAAUAAUUUAAAAACGAAAUCAAAAACAUACAAAAAUCAUCAACAUCUGUUGUAAGUUAAAGGUUGAGAUUAUCUAAUAGCUUGGUAAAAGCAACAAAUAUAAUAUAAUCGUACUAAAAAUGUUACAUUUUAAUGCACUGUUUACUCAUCGAAUAAUUCUGAAUCAAAGAAGAAAACUUGAAGACAUUUAAGAUAGCUAAAUGCAUAUAAAGAAACUUAAUUGCACACACUCACACACACACACACAGAACCUUGGAAGAACAUUGCUAAUACAUAUACUUGUAUACCUAUAUGUAUAUUCGAUUUAAAAGGUCAAGUAUUGAAAAUGCACAUUUAUUUUGAGAUCACGUACAUUGUUACUCUCCUUAAUGUAUUAUGGCGCUACCAGAUUAAGUUGAGAACGUGAGUAUGCGAUACAAAAUACAAGAAGCAUUAUUUAGGAAAAUUCAUGCUUGAAUAUUUUUAAAUUGCCUGAUCUUAGCUCAAGUUUUGGCAUUUUAAGAGAUAAAUUGUAACAUGUAAUGAAGUCAGUUUUAAAAACAAUUUCCUAUUAGAAUGUCAAUAUGAAGCUGUCAAUAUUUUUCAUUUGCUUGUAAACGAAAAUUGUUAUAUUAAACUUUGCUGCUUGUCAUUUCUCCAGCUAAUGAGAGUUUUGCUGGCAAAAGUAUUUAACUUUUAGUUAAAUUGAGUUAUUAAUCAAAAACGGAGAGUGAUAAAUAAAUAAGAAAUUUAAGAAACUGCCAAGAAAUCCCACAGCUUUUCACCGAAGAAUAAAAAGAAAAUCACAUAAUUUAUAAUUAUCUUCUAUUUGGUUAUACAGACACACAUAGAAGCAACAAAAGUUUUGGGAUUUUUCUGGAAAUCAUCAAAAGUUUGGGAUGUUGGGCAAUCAAAGUAUUAAAAAUACUCACUUUACAAGUAUAUGGUAUAUGUAUGUCUUUAUACAUAUAUACCAUAAUUACAUAAAUCUGGUGCCAAAUGCAGUAUUACAUAAAUUACCAGUUAUUAGUGGAGUGCCAAGUUUUUUGUCUAAUUUUUUUUUUAAUAUUUAAUUAAUUUAUUGAAAAGUGAAUGUGCUUUUAAGUAUAUAUAUACCUUAAGAAAAUACAUAAUAAAGUGCUUCCUAGUAAAUUAGAAACAUUGAAAGCAAAUAACAUGUUAAGGACUACUGUAACCUACUCUUAAACUUCCGAUUCUUUUAUACGUUGGGUUUGUUGUUUUUUUGUUUAGAAUUUAUAUAAGAAACAUGAGAAUAUUAAAGUUUUAAUAGAACUUUUUACAUACAUAUAUAUGAAAAUAUGUAUGUAAUAUAAUAAACACCUAAAACGACUCUGUUGGUGGCGUUGUUGUUUCCACAAAAUUUAAAUACGACAUUCGUAGAUUUAUUGGUAUAUAUAAAAUGGUCAGGAAAUUUACGGUAUGGGACUGGUUUUCCUUGCUCAUCGUGGGCGUAGCCAUGAAAUUCAGAACUUUUUGCUAUAUUAUUUAACUGCCUAAGUCACAAAAAAUUAUAUUUUAUAAAAUUGCUUAACGGCAAAAUAUCGCACCUCUACAAGCAUUUAUUCAUUUUUCAUUAUAUGACCUUUUUUCACUACGAUUAAGUGUUUUUUAAAUUUGUUUGUAAAGUCUUUCACUUAUCCAGAACCCAAUCGCCCUCGCAAUCAAUGUUAACACAGAAGCAAAUAUUGAAAAAGGGGAAAACUGAAUAAUGAUGAUAAAUGCGUGUUGCUUUUUGACAGGCGCUAUCGAAAAGUUCAAUUCAUUUACGUUUUCCAUUUUUCGCUUAAGGAAAUAUGCCAGUUUAGAGCUCUCAAAAAUGGCUGAACGUUCACAAUUCAUUCUACGAGUAUGGCAAAAAAAUCGAUUUCCGAUUUUUAAGACUUUAAUAAAAUUGUUUUUGAUUUUACAAAAAAAUUUAUGAUAUUUUGAUAAAAAAAAGUCCGACAUUGGCUCACAUUUUGGAGUCAACUUUUUCGACUCGCGUUAUCUGAAAGAAUAUAAAACAGAAUCUUUAUCUACAUAAGACUUUCUAGAAAAGUAUGUAGGUAUGAUUUAAGCUCUACAUAAAUUUUUCGCGAAAUGGCGGAUGUAAAAAAACGUUCAAUUUUUGACCGAAAAAAAUAAAUGAAUGAAACAUAAAAAAAUCAUACGCAGUUUACUUGAUAAUAUUACUGUAAAGCUAAAGCUAAAUUUUAAAAUGGACACAUAUAAUAGUCUCCGCGUAUCCCAAAUUUCAAAAUGUUUCGAGAAAACCGUGUUUAAAGGUUUUCCUACUGAGGUUGACUGAUUCAAACACUUUGAUACUGCAGCGGAUUGGACAGAGAAGUUUGUUUUUCAUUAUUCUACUCUACUCUAAGUAAUGACCACGAAAUACGGCUGUUUUAAGUUGAGUUAUUUGAGCGUAUAUUUUGUUCACUGAGGAUACUUUGGAAUUUAUCUUUUAAAAUUUAUUUAAAAUGCGAAGUUUUGUGCUAGUUUUCAUUUUUGUUGUGAUUUUAAAUUUAUUCAUCGCAUAUUUGAAACUAUAUAUUUUUAUUUUAACACAGUUGCUAUUUUGUUGAAUUACAACCAGUUGUGAAAUUCCUAAUCCGAACUUCCAUCCUGCGUAUAUAUAGUUAUAUAUGUAUAUACAUAUGUAAUAUGCAUAAAUGUAUUAUACAACCAAUUUUACGUAAAAUAUAAUGAUUAUACCUAUCUGUAUGUUUGUAAAUUUAAUACGAUAGUUUUGAACUGAUAGACGGAUAUCAAAAUUUCGAAUCAAAAUCGUUGAAAUAAUUUGAAUGUGCCAAAUUUUAUGAUCUGUUGUCAAUAUUGACCGCAUAAUAUUCCAUGUACGAGUAUUUUGUUGUUCGUAGUUUAAAAGUGAUGUCACAUGCAUGUGCUAAACUCUGAAAGAUAUUAAAACAAAAACAAGAAAUUACUAAAAAAAAUAUAUGGAGAAUUUAAAGAAAUUAGGUUAAGUGAAGGCACAACUACUUAAGGAUGUUAAUGAUGACGAAAUAGAAAGUCAGUUAUGCAUUUAAGUGUAUUAAGCAAAACAGAGCACACUCACACAAGACACAUAAAUACAACGCUUUAAUUUAGUCGAAGUUGUCCAGUCGGUUAAUAAAUAUAAUUUUAAAUUCGUAAAACUUUUGAUUAAAACUUCUAAUUGCGGAUUUUACUGCGAAUAUUUAUUGUUAAUUCAAUUUGAUUAAUCGGAAGUUGGAAAUUCUCCAACUUUGCAUGAUACAUUUCCAAAAAUCGACUGGAUCACAGAACGUUAUUUGUACCACAAACAUACAUACAUAUAAUAUAGCUAAUGUCGUGAAUUAUUAAUUGAAACUCAUAACACUUUCAAAUUCAAAGCAAAAAAUGUUACAAACUUAAUAAAGAUUCCAUUAAAGAUUACAUAAAAUAAAUAAUAAAAUAAAAUAAUAGAUUUUUGUUUUAAUUCUUCUGUAUGACCGAGUAUAACUCAAGUGUAUUUAUGUUAGCUAAGGUCUUAAGAAAGUGCAUUAGUGCAUUAUUAGUGGGGAUGUGCGUAUGAGCCUAUAUGUUUCGAAAACUCUGUGGAGAUUUCAGCGGUAUUUCAAACACCAGAGCAAACCGUUCAACAUAUUAAUAAACGUGCUAUUACGCAGUUCUUUGGAAUUAAUACUCCAAAAUUUUGUGUUAGCAUAUUAAUUUUGCUCAAGAAUCAUAAAAAUAGAGAUAGCGACAGUUUCGUUCUUUUGCAUUUUUGGAUUGCGUUUAAAGAAAAUAAGUGAGAUAUUUACAUAUAUUUUCCCUCCCACUUUUCUGUGUGAUAGCUAAAGCUAUUGAAAUAUCUUCAGCAAGGUCGAUAUUGGAUCGAAAUCAUGAAACCACUUCAGUUUUUAGUUUUACUGGUAACUUAAAUUUAGCUGAAGCUUUCGUCCAGAUAUCUUCGCAUAUAAGAAAUUAUUAUCCGAAGGUUUAAAUAAUGUAACUGUGUUGGGAAAGGUAAAUAAAAUAGCUGUCCCCAUUACCUGUUUACUAAAAUUACUAUACGGUUUACAAUAGCAUUUCAAAAACUUCCUUUCUUUUUCGACAUUUUAUUACUAUUUUUUUGAAGAAGAAGAAGAGUUACAGUGUUAUUUCAAAAAAAAAUCGUAUCGUGGGGUUGCAAAAUAACUUUACUAAGGUAGUGAUCACUGUAUAAGUUGUAUGACAUGUUUUACUUUUUAUCCAGUCAAUUAAAUAAAGAGGUUGCUCCUUCGAUACUCAAUAUAAACUAGCUUGAUUACCCACGAUAUACUUAUUUAUGUGCUAGAAAAUAAAAUUUGCAAAAUA
Molecule: messenger RNA, 18887 nt
Organism: Bactrocera oleae (olive fruit fly)
Lineage: Eukaryota; Metazoa; Arthropoda; Insecta; Diptera; Tephritidae
Gene: Cdep
Product: Chondrocyte-derived ezrin-like domain containing protein
Cellular component (GO): cytoskeleton
Molecular function (GO): guanyl-nucleotide exchange factor activity; cytoskeletal protein binding
Source: RefSeq, a predicted model, not a curated record